Amphimedon queenslandica is the source of this 1280-nucleotide messenger RNA. Its product is annotated as ankyrin repeat domain-containing protein 29-like. The record is from RefSeq and is a predicted model, not a curated record. The transcript has a single exon. Gene Ontology annotation, molecular function: protein binding. NCBI's taxonomy places the organism in Eukaryota, Metazoa, Porifera, Demospongiae, Haplosclerida, Niphatidae. The coding region runs from base 78 to 1280 and encodes 400 amino acids.
ACACUCAAAUAGUUGAACUGCUGCUGAAGGAAAAAGUUAAUCCUAAUGUACAAAAAAAAGAUGGCUGGAAUGCAUUUAUGGUAGCUUGUCAAAAUGGCCAUACUCAAAUAGUUAAAAUGUUGCUGAAGGAACAAGUUGAUCCUAAUAUUCAAGACAAAGAUGGCUGGAAUGCUUUUAUGUUAGCUUGUAGAAAUGGUCACAUUCAAAUAGUUGAACUGUUGCUGAAGGAACAAGUUGAUCCAAAUGUUCAAAACAAAGAUGGUUGGAAUGCUUUUAUGGUUGCUUGUCAAAAUGGUCACAUUUCAAUAAUUGAAUGGCUACUGAAGAAACAAGUUAAUCCUAAUGUUCAAAAGAAUAAUGGUUGGAAUGCUUUUAUGUCAGCUUGUAGAAAUGGUCAUACAGAAGUAGUUAAAAUUUUGCUGAAGGAACAAGCUAAUCCUAAUGUCCAAAAAAAGGAUGGUUGGAAUGCAUUUAUGUUGGCUUGUCAAAAUGGUCACACUGAAAUUGUUGAACUGUUGCUGAAGGAACAAGUUGAUCCCAAUGUUCAAGACAUAGAUGGUUGGAAUGCCUUUAUGUUGGCUUGUCAAAAUGGCCACUCUCAAAUAAUUGAAAUGCUGCUCAAGGAACAUGUUGAUCCUAAUGUUCAAAAGAAUAAUGGUUGGAAUGCUUUUCUGUCAGCCAGUAAAAAUGGUCACACUCAAAUAGCUAAACUGUUGUUAAAGGAAAAGGUUAAUCCUAAUUAUCAAGACAAGGAUGGUUGGAAUGCAUUUAUGUUGGCUUGCCAAAAUGGUCACACAAAACUAGUUGAACUAUUGCUAAAGGAACAAGUUGAUCCUAAUGUUCAAACAAAAGAUGGAGAAAAUGCUUUGAUGUUGGCAUGUCAAAGUGGCCACUCUGAAGUAGUUGCACUAUUGCUGAAAGCACAAGUCAAUCCCAAUAUUCAGGAUAAAAAAGGUCAUACUGCAUUAAUAAUUGCCAGUGCUAAAGGACAUUAUGAAGUAGUUAAGUUAUUAAUAGAAUUAAAAGCAGAUCCAACUAUUAAAUCUAAUAAAGGCCACACUGCAUUAAAAUGUGCAGAAAACAUCGAAAUAUCUCUAUUACUUAGUAGUUAUUUAAAAGAAUACUACACAGAACAACAAGAUGAUGCUGCUAGUGUAUUUUCGUUGACAAGUGGAUAUUAUACUGCAGCAUCAGAUAAUACCAGUAUUAGAAGUGCUCCUUCUAAUUUGAGUUUAGAUUUGCUGAUUGAUUAUAGUAGUGAUGCUGAAAGUGAUGCUUAA